Penicillium manginii is the source of this 1989-nucleotide messenger RNA. RefSeq names its product putative transcription initiation factor TFIID subunit. The record is from RefSeq and is a predicted model, not a curated record. Gene Ontology annotation, cellular component: transcription factor TFIID complex. Bases 1 to 1989 code for a protein of 662 amino acids. Lineage: Eukaryota; Fungi; Ascomycota; Eurotiomycetes; Eurotiales; Aspergillaceae. Gene Ontology annotation, molecular function: RNA polymerase II general transcription initiation factor activity; protein binding. Gene Ontology annotation, biological process: transcription initiation at RNA polymerase II promoter. The transcript is spliced from 3 exons.
AUGCUUCGCAUGGAGUCUGCGAAUCAAGAGAUUGAUGGCAGACCCUUACCUCCACUUGGAGAAGAUGCCCGGCCCAAGUUCAAGCAGGGAUUUGAUUUGCUUAAAACAUGGGUUGAGGAAAAUCUAGACCUCUACAAGCCUGAGUUGCGCCGUGUUCUGUGGCCCCUCUUCGUCUACUCAUUCCUGAACAUGGUCACUUCGUUUUACCCCCAGGAUGCGAAACAGUUCUUCGAAUCGAACAAGAACAUGUUUCUUCCGGAACACACGGAUGACAUUCGUGUCUUCGAACCCAUUAGUCUGCCGGAACACGUCCAAGACAAUUCAACGGCGAAACUCUACCGUACUAACAAGUACCGCGUGGUCUUGAGCAACCCGGCGUACACCAACCUUCUUCAAUUCUUGGAAAGCAAAGAGAAGGAGGGUGGCUCAGUGAUGAAUGCCAUCCUGAGUAGCUACUGCGUUAUUAAGACGAUGGACCGCGCUGCUGACGACCGUUUCAGCUUUGCUGCUAUGCUCGGCCAAAUUGGAGCGGGUCAGAGCUUCCCUUCUGAAGAUGAGGGUAUUCCUGGCCAUCACCCUGGUUCGGCUUAUACGGGUGACAAUCCAGCCAUGGCCGGAACCCUACCCAGACUCAGACUGGGGAAAAUGCCAAUGGAGCAGGCUAUGGAAGAAGACGUUCGCGCAGAAUUGGCCGAUGAGGAUAUCAAAAUACCUCCCGUUGCUGGAAAGAACACUUUCACACAGGAAUUUGACCAUAUGAUCAAAAAGGAGGAGGAGGAAGAAGCACCUACGCGCGCUGAUAUUCCAUUCCCGCCCUCUACUGCUCGAGAUGUAGCUAUGGAGGUCAUGAAGGUCAAAGAGAAUCGGGAUCGUUAUAAACUGGACGGGCGCACUGGUGGCGUUGGACCGGGUAUCAGUGUGUGCAUGUUCACUUUCCACAACACCUACGAUGGUAUCAAUUGCAUUGACUUCUCCGAUGACAAUAUGCUCGUCGCAGCUGGUUUCGCCCAGUCUUACAUUCGUAUCUGGAGUCUAGAUGGCAAGAACAUCGAAGCAGCAUACCCGGAAUUAGAUGACAUGCCCCCAGCCAACUCUAGACGACUCAUUGGACACUCAGGUCCUGUCUAUGCCGUCUCUUUUGCUCCCUCUACCCCCCGGAACGAAACUGCUACCGGGGACGAUUACGUGCCCACAAAUGUUCGCUGGCUUCUCUCCUCUUCAGCGGACAAAACAGUCCGUUUGUGGUCGCUUGAUACUUGGCAAUGCAUGGUCGUUUACAAGGGCCAUGACCGUCCUGUUUGGGACAUUCGCUGGGGACCCUUUGGUCAUUAUUUCGUGACCGCGGGCAACGAUCGGACCGCCCGACUUUGGGUUACUGAUCACAUCCGCCAACAGCGUAUCUUCGCCGGCCACGAUCAAGAUGUCGAUGUUGUCUGCUUCCAUCCUAACUCCGCCUAUGUAUUCACCGCCAGCUCCGACCACACCGUCCGCAUGUGGGCCGUGACAACCGGUAACGCAGUUCGCAUGUUCACUGGCCACACCGGAAACAUUACUUCGAUGGAAUGCAGCCGCGAUGGAAAGUACCUCGCAUCUGCCGAUGACCAAGGAUCAAUUUUCCUGUGGGACCUGGCACCAGGUCGCCUGCUGAAACGCAUGCGCGGCCACGGAAAGGGCGGCAUUUGGUCUAUGAGCUGGAGCGUGGAGUCGAAUGUUUUGGUCUCUGCCGGUGCCGAUGGAACGGUCCGUGUAUGGGAUGUUGCCGCACCCCAAGAUCCCGGCCGCGUGAUCGGCGAAGGAGGUGCUGGCACCAAGCUUGAUGCCGGAAACGCGCCAGCCAGCGCCCCCGGCCAGAGCAAGAAGAAGAAAGGCAAAGACGUUGUGGUCACACCCGAUCAGAUCAGCGCUUUCCCGACUAAGAAGAGUCCAGUUUACAAGGUCAAGUUCACAAACAUGAACUUGGUUGUUGCCGGUGGGGCCUAUCUUCCUUAA